Molecule: messenger RNA, 1755 nt
Organism: Pestalotiopsis fici W106-1
Lineage: Eukaryota; Fungi; Ascomycota; Sordariomycetes; Amphisphaeriales; Sporocadaceae
Exons: 2
Coding region: 1-1755 (584 amino acids)
Source: RefSeq, a predicted model, not a curated record
AUGUCUUGUUUCACGCUGCCAACUGUCGAUCAAGGCAAGCAAUCCCACCUCUUUCGUCUACCAAUUGAACUGCGGCAGCGAAUCUAUCAAUACGUCUUGACUCCAGCUCAUGUGCACAUUGAACGAAAGGUCGAUUACAAACUCACUCUUUCCGGCAUUAGAAUAGCUGGUUCCGUUCGUACAUCCAAUCGAAGCACCACUGAAGAUCGUGUUGAUAGUCAACGCCUGUUCCAUCGCACACAACCAUCGCCUAGAUGGAACUGCGAAAAGAUCUUUGUGGACCCAUCGACAUCCUUUGAAAUCAAUGACAGAGAAACUCGCCAGGAUGCUCGGAAAGCCUUGUUCAAUAUCUAUUACUGUCGAAGCCAAAAGCCGGGCGGACCCAGUGCCGUCCCUCCGGGAUACCUGGAUCAUGAGGACUGCAGCGGCGACAAGGAGCAAGUGGCCUUUUUGGGAAGCAAUAUGCUCGGAUACUUGAUGACAUGCCAGUGGGCGUAUAACGAUUGUCGCGCUCAUGGCAUCACAACAGACUCGGCCGUGGCAUUCACGCCAUAUCUCUCCCGGGAUGUUGAGAAACUGGAGCUGGGAUCGCACACUCUGCAUUUCAGCGAUUUGCAGGAUAUCGUCUGCUGGACUGGCCUUGUCACGCCUCAGUUGUCUGAGUCUCUUAGUAAAUUGUCUGUUCAUGUUGACACUAUGGACAGUCCCUAUUGGAGCAGAUUUUGCAAGUCGUACCUUCAGCCAUGGGCUCCCAGCUGUUUUGAACCCUGGGAAUGGGAACCCAAGGACAAAUAUGCGGAUAGUAUCACCUUUUAUCACAACCACACAACGCACGACCUGGCAAUUAUGAAUGGCGACCAGGAGGACCGAGACGAGAUUGCUGAAGCUUUGGCAAGCACUUGGGUUGUGCCCAAUAUCCAGUUCAACUCUACUUCAGGUUCCGGGAGUACAAAGUUUCGUAUGUCUGCGCUGCGAGGCCGAUCCGGCGGUCCCCUGAAUCUCCGUCUCUCAUUCCCCAUCUUCUUGCGCCGAAAGGAACCCCGAUUCAACCAGUGUUUGGAAGACCCCGAUGGAGAGCCGCAGGGUUGUCUUGAUCUUCCCAUACCACACUCGGAGCUUGAGCACGAAUCUGCCAAUUUCUUCAAUCACCGACGUUGGUUGGCUGAGAGACAUGGUGAGAUGCCCAUAACGGAGAAGCUUGGCCAGUACAGUAAUUCAUACGAUCCAUCGCUUGAAGAUUACACAGACUCCAUGUGUGAAAUGGAAUCUACACUCUUGUGCCAGGGCAAUUUGUUAGCAUUGGUCAUGUACAAGAGAUGGUUUGCAGAACAUACGGACGAAACAGCAUUCCUCCUACGCGAACAGACACAACGGGAGUAUGACCGCAUGUUUGCCGAUACAUUCUUGCAAUCGAGGAAAACGCGACCAAGGAAUGACGAGAUUCUGAACCAAAUUCACCCGCAGCUGCACUUUAUGGAUAACUGCCAGGGCCUUGAGCAGUUUGAAAUGGACUUUUAUGGGGAUGCGCAUAGCCCAGGCAAGGUACAGAACAUCCAGAACGACGCGACGGAGAUUAUGCGAGAGGGUCUUCAAGAACGAUUCACAGGUCGAGGAUGGACCUCGAGUGAUGAAUCUCUGACGUUGGAAAGUCUGUUUUGGAACAUUGGUCCCCAUCCUGAAGUCAACUUCACCGGCUGGGCUGAUCCCAGCGGGAACAUGACUGACCUGAAUAUGGAUCAAAAUUGGAGAAAUUGA